Bradysia coprophila is the source of this 5009-nucleotide messenger RNA. RefSeq names its product GATOR complex protein Iml1 (gene Iml1). Gene Ontology annotation, biological process: negative regulation of TORC1 signaling; positive regulation of autophagy; cellular response to amino acid starvation. The record is from RefSeq and is a predicted model, not a curated record. Gene Ontology annotation, molecular function: GTPase activator activity. Gene Ontology annotation, cellular component: GATOR1 complex; lysosomal membrane. NCBI's taxonomy places the organism in Eukaryota, Metazoa, Arthropoda, Insecta, Diptera, Sciaridae.
UCUAUUGACAAUGUCAGUUCAAUUUACAAUGUACUUGGUUUAACAUUAUAGUUUUCUCAGUACAAAAACAAACUCAGACUUUGUCUUCUAUUUGUUUUAGUUAAAUACCACCAAACGUUCGGUUUAGGAACUUGCUAAGUACCUAAUCAAUAAGCAAAUUGGUUAAAAUCAAUAAGCAAAUUGGUUAAAAUGAUUGUGUUAUCGUCUCAAGAACUAUAGUCAUUGGGAAUAAAAGUUUAGUGUGCAGUAAGGUCGAGAAUUAUAUGGCGAUUGCGACAACAAGUGAUUCCAUUCAAAAUGUCUGUGAACUCAACAUUAAAGUUGUACAAACUCUACACGCAUAUGAAGCAUUUCUGUUCCGAAGAUUUAAUCCUGAAUCCCAAAGAACAUCCGAAUGCCAAAUUAGGCGAUGUGGUCGAAAUCUACCAGCAUCCCGAGGAAGAAAAUGGUUGCAGACUGCUCCUGCAAAUAACAUGUUUCAAGGAAGACCUGAAAGGUCGAGACAUUAUAAGUGUCGAAGCAAACGUAGCAGCAUCCUUCAAUCUACGUACUUAUGACACUAUGAUCAUGAACAUCGUUGAUCCAGCAUCGGUAGCAUUAGAUUCGGUUGAAAUAACUUUCAAGGACCAGUACAUGGGGCGAUCGGAAAUGUGGCGAUUAAAGUCGUUUUUAACCAAUACCUGCGUGUACACGAACAAAAAGAUCGAACAUUGUUCCGGAUUGAUUCGAUGCCAAGUGUACGAGAUGUGGGCACAAGGCGAGAGAGUAUCUUGCGGUGUGAUCAAUGAGGACACAAAGGUAGUGUUCCGCAGCAGUACGUCAAUGGUGUAUCUGUUCAUUCAGAUGUCGUCGGAAAUGUGGGACUUUGAUAUUCAUGGCGAUCUGUACUUUGAGAAAGCUGUAAAUGGCUUUCUUACCGACUUGUUCUUGAAAUGGAAGAAAUUGGGAAGCAAUCACGAGGUCACAAUCGUUCUAUUUUCGCGUACAUUUUACGCUGCUAAAAGUCUGGACGAAUUCCCCGCUUAUAUGCGCGAAUGUUUGCAAAUGGACUACAAAGGGCGAUACUAUGAGGACUUUUAUCGGGUUGCAAUUCAAAAUGAGCGGAAUGACGAUUGGAGUUCAAUAUUGGUGCAGUUGCGUCGCCUUUUUACAUCGUACCAGAACACUGUUCUGCGUUAUCAUGAUCGCUCUGGUAGCACCGUUCCAGCAACCAAUUCAACUGCAGCUCAGGGCAACUUCUUAGAAGUUUUGAACAUUUCGUUGAACGUUUUCGAGAAACAUUAUCUAGAUAGAAGUUUCGAUCGAACGGGACAGCUAUCUGUGGUUAUAACGCCUGGCGUUGGUGUUUUCGAAGUAGACAGAGAAUUGACUAAUAUAACUAAGCAACGAAUAAUUGAUAAUGGAGUCGGAAGUGAUUUAGUUUGUGUGGGAGAACAGCCAUUGCAUGCGGUGCCUCUGUUAAAGUUCCACAACAAGGACUCAUUGCUGAACACUGGCGAUGAUUACUCAAUGCCGCAUUGGAUUAAUUUGAGCUUCUACUCAACCAACAAGAAAGUGGCCUAUUCCACAUUUAUUCCCAGGAUCAAAUUGCCGCCAUUGAAUCCGAAUCAAAGCUGUGAUGAAAAUAAGGAAAACAAAAAAUUUAAGCUAAGCGAUGACACGCAACAGCCAGAAUAUAUUCAUAAUUCACUGUUCGAUUAUGACGCAUACGAUGCGCAAAUAUUCACAAUUCCAUCGUCACAUGGGUGUUCACUACAACGCCAGUCCCGCACGAAGAAGACAUCAGUGCCUUGCCUGGAUGGGUACGGGACGUGUACUUCCAGAGAAUGGGAAAAUAUGAUUCGUCCACAGCCGGUUAUGCGACGAAAAAUGUCUGACCCUGAUAUUCAUCACGGGAACUUUCAUGUUCUUUCAAAUUUAUCGCACAAUGGUUCACCAAAUAUAUCGGAAUCAAUGUCCACGUUAGAGAAACAGGGUUUAAAAAACGUCCUGAAUCAAAGUGGCUCGAUUGUUCGGCCCGGUAGAGCCCUAAUUAAUCCAUUUGCACCAUCGCAUGUCACGAUUAAGCUAACGUCUAACCGUCGCCGAUGGACACACAUUUUCCCGAAAGGACCAACAGGUGUGUUAAUUCAACAGCAUCAUUAUCAGGCUGUUCCAACAUCAAAUGGUAUUUCGAAUAAGAAAUUUGCCGACUUGGAUUCGUCGGAUUUUGAUCAUACAUCGACGUGUACUAUCGGUGGAAAUAUUGACGUUGCCAGUAGCGUUUUGACUGAUGCAUCGAUUUUAGGAAGACGUAAGGGUUCUUCACUGCACUCAGCCGCUGGACCUCUUGUAUCAGUUGAACCUUCAAAAAGUUUAACCCUUCUGUGGGGAGCUACCGGAGAGCAGGAAUGGACGCCAGCGUUAACCACUGCUGGAAAGAUUAUCAUAGGUGUUGAUUGGAAAUCGCUUACUAUUCCCGCUUGUCUACCGAUAACAACCGACUAUUUUCCGGAUAAACGAUCUUUGCACAAUGACUACGUCGUUUCCGAUUACACAUUGCUACCGGAAGGAGUAUACGAUGAGUACGCUCAAAACCGAGCUGUUUAUAGAAAGCCAUUAUCAACGGAAGAUGUUUUCAAGGAAUUAAUAUCGCAACGUUUAGCGCAGGGAUUCCAACUGAUUGUCGUUCCUGAUAAGUCUGCAACAAGUCCGCCGCAGGCUUGCCCGGCAUGUUGCGGAGGCUUGCUUCAUAAACAUCAAGCACAUAACACCUUACAAAAAUCGUCUAUUUUGAAUGUACAGUCCACAAAUAAGGGGAUUAAAGAGUACUUACUGUCCAUUGGGCGGAUUUUCCAUAAAAUUACGCUAAAUGAUUCUGAAAUUACGGUCACUCGGUAUCGACCAAGACAUCCUUAUCCACCUAUCAACAUUGAUUACCGAUACCGAUUUCAAGCUCCGCAACACGACACGUACGAGGUGUCAGGUGUUAACUUUACAACAGAAAAAUUAGAAAAUUUUAACUGGAACUACAUGGAUCAAUAUAUUUGCACCAGAGGAGACACAGAUUAUCCAUUGCAAGAGAAUCUAAAGUAUUGGCGCCAUCGUAUGUACUUACUUCCGAAAGAACAUCCAGCAUAUAAGAAAAUAUUGGAGACGGGCUCUUCGUCGACCUAUUGCGAUAUUUUCGUGGAGAAUUCAAUCGAAACACCUAAGCAAAUAAUCGACGAUUUCAAAAAUUUCUUGGAAUCGUAUCUGAAUAAAAUAAAGAAAUUGCACUGCCCUAAAAUGACCAAGGGUAGCCCAACAGCCCAACAACAACAAAGCCAUCUAACUGGACGACGACACUCUACCAGCAUUUUAUCGAGACCACAGGGCUUGUUAAAUUCACCGUUUCGAGAAAGACUUGGCAGCAACAUUCAAUCCGAUAUGAGACCCAGAUCUGGAACGAAAACGAUGGAAAAAGGUCCUGGUCGCGUAUCGCCAGCUGAAGCAGCUGGAUUGUUGGCCAAUGCAGAUAAUCAUGCGAACAACAACCCCUCUACUCUCCCAGCCGCAAGUGAUGAAAAAGAAGAUUCAUUCCUGAACGAACUGAAAAUUAGUCCCACCGCAUCGUUGACCGAAAUUCUUGAUGCAAUGAAAAGUCCCGUUAAUGGUAUCAAUUUCUUAGCCAAGUCACAAAGUCUGCCGUCCUGGACGUUUGUUUUGAUGGAUGCCAUUACAUGGCUACAAAAUCGAAUCGAUGGGAAAGUCAAUCCUCUCGAAAUUUUGGAAUCAAUGAAAAAAGCUGACAUGAUAUGCCAUGCGUCUGGUGAUAAAACAAAAAUUGUGAUACCUGGCUUCUACAUGUACUACAUCGUUAUGCAGGACAAAAAGUCUCCUGAGUAUGUUCCACCCAUUUACGAUACCGAAAGUUUUGAAAACGAAUGGAUGGAAGUAGAAAUUAACAAUCCCGACAAUCCAUACGAUACAACGGUUGACAAUACUGAGUGUGGUGUGCCAAAGUUUCUACGUGAGAAUGUUGAUGUGAAUUUCUUCGAUGGUCCAAUCUACAAGCACGCCCAUCUGGAUAUCGAUGUUACGCAAAAAAGUGAGCGUACUGAGUGGGGUCAUUUAAGGUAUCACACUAAAAUGACUCCAGGCUACGCCUACGAAAUUGUCGCACAAUGGCUCAUUGCCUCUGGGCCCGUUGUGAAUCAUUUGAUAAACACAUGGAAACGGAAAGCAAAUCAAUCCGGAUUCCAGUUGAUUUCGAUACCGGCAGAUCCGCUUGCCGAACCGUUCACUGACAAAUCGGAUCCGUUGAGGGGACCAAUUUUUGUUCCAUUGAACAUACACUGUUUGGAAAAGGAAGGCAACACAUUGUUCAAAGAAUUCAAGAAAGAAACGUGGCCGGAUCGUUUGUUACUGUUACAAGAAGCUAUUGUUGCGCGUUUCGGUUUUAUGCCAUGCUAUGCGGAAACUAAAACUGGCUCGAAUCAGGGAACGUUAGACCGGCAAUAUAUACACUGUUCAGGCAAUAUGUUCAUUUUGGUUGCAUCUCCACAUGAAGGCUUGAAAGUGCGACAACGGCUUGCUUCAGGUAGUCAAAUGAAGCGACCUACAUUCAUCAAAAGAUGUCCUCCAUCGGCCGAUUCACCAUCAACCGGAAUGGAUACGUACGUAACGCGACAUGUCAACGUGAAGAACAAGGAAGAGUUUGACGUUCCACGGAAGAUCGGAUUUCUUUGGUCGUGGAACCAUAUGAUCGCCAACAAACACUGGAAAAUGUUAACAAUGUCGAACACUCCAGACUGUGAGUUGUUUCAACUGCGAAUGUUGCAAGAUUUCAAAGAUUUUUGCUCCAAUCAAAAUGAUCGUCUUGUCAAUUUUUGGGAGGAUUGUUGGAUUCAAAAAGAGAAAACAUUUACCAAAGAUCUAGUCUGUUAAAAGAGAAUCGUUUUUCAAAGGGAAUUAUCCAAUAAAUAUUUUGAGAUGCGUUUCAUGAAUCAGAUACGAUUCAGGAUUUACUGAAUAAAAUGAUAAUUUUG